AUGGCCAGGCAGCGGCUGCCACCCUGGGUCCAUGCAGCCUUCCUCCUCUGGCUCCUCAGCCUUGGUGGGGCCAUCGAGAUUCCUAUGGAUCCAAGCAUUCAGAAUGAGCUGUCCCAACCCCCCACCAUCACCAAGCAGUCAGUGAAGGACCACAUCGUGGACCCCCGGGAUAACAUCUUGAUCGAGUGUGAAGCAAAGGGGAAUCCUGCUCCCAGCUUCCACUGGACACGCAACAGCAGGUUCUUCAACAUUGCCAAGGACCCCCGAGUGUCGAUGAGGAGGCGGUCUGGGACCCUGGUGAUUGACUUCCGCAGCGGUGGACGACCAGAGGAAUAUGAGGGGGAAUACCAGUGCUUUGCUCGUAACAAAUUCGGCACGGCCCUGUCCAAUAGGAUCCGCCUGCAGGUGUCCAAAUCUCCCCUCUGGCCCAAGGAAAACCUAGACCCUGUUGUGGUUCAAGAAGGUGCCCCCUUGACGCUCCAGUGCAACCCCCCACCAGGACUUCCAUCACCAGUCAUCUUCUGGAUGAGCAGCUCCAUGGAACCCAUCACCCAGGACAAGCGUGUCUCCCAGGGUCAUAACGGAGACCUGUACUUCUCUAACGUGAUGCUGCCAGACAUGCAGACGGACUACAGCUGCAAUGCUCGCUUCCACUUUACCCACACCAUCCAGCAGAAGAACCCCUUCACCCUCAAGGUCCUCACCACCCGAGGAGUUGCAGAAAGAACACCCAGCUUCAUGUAUCCCCAGGGCACUGUGAGCAGUCAGAUGGUGCUUCGUGGCAUGGACCUUCUGCUGGAGUGCAUUGCUUCCGGGGUCCCAACACCAGACAUCGCAUGGUAUAAGAAAGGUGGGGACCUCCCAUCGCACAAGGCCAAGUUUGAGAACUUUAACAAGGCUCUGCGCAUUACCAAUGUCUCCGAGGAGGACUCUGGGGAGUAUUUCUGCCUGGCCUCCAACAAGAUGGGCAGCAUCCGGCACACGAUCUCGGUGAGAGUAAAGGCUGCUCCUUACUGGCUGGAUGAACCCAAGAACCUCAUUCUGGCUCCUGGUGAGGAUGGGAGGCUUGUGUGUCGAGCCAAUGGGAAUCCCAAGCCCACUGUCCAGUGGAUGGUGAAUGGGGAACCUUUGCAAUCUGCACCACCCAACCCCAACCGUGAGGUGGCUGGGGAUACCAUCAUCUUCCGUGACACCCAGAUCAGCAGCAGGGCUGUGUACCAGUGCAACACCUCCAAUGAGCAUGGCUACCUACUGGCCAAUGCCUUUGUCAGUGUGCUUGAUGUGCCGCCUCGGAUGCUGUCACCCCGGAACCAACUCAUUAGGGUGAUUCUUUACAACCGGACACGACUGGACUGCCCAUUCUUUGGGUCCCCCAUUCCCACACUCCGAUGGUUUAAGAAUGGGCAGGGGAGCAACUUGGAUGGUGGCAGCUACCAUGUCUAUGAGAAUGGCAGUCUGGAAAUUAAGAUGAUCCGCAAAGAGGACCAAGGCAUCUAUACCUGUGUUGCCACCAACAUCCUGGGCAAAGCUGAAAACCAGGUCCGCCUGGAGGUCAAAGACCCCACUAGGAUCUACCGGAUGCCUGAGGAUCAGGUGGUCAAGAGGGGUACCACAGUGCAGCUGGAAUGUCGAGUGAAGCACGACCCGUCCCUGAAACUCACUGUCUAUUGGCUGAAGGACGACGAGCCACUCUAUGUUGGAAACAGGAUGAAGAAAGAAGACGACUCCCUGACAAUCUUUGGUGUGGCAGAGCGAGACCAGGGCAGCUACACAUGUGUUGCCAGCACUGAGCUGGACCAGGACCUAGCCAAGGCCUACCUCACCGUGCUAGCUGAUCAGACCACUCCAACUAACCGUUUGGCUGCUCUACCCAAAGGACGGCCAGACCGACCCCGGGACCUGGAGCUCACUGACUUGGCUGAGAGGAGCGUGAGGUUGACCUGGAUCCCGGGGGAUGAUAACAACAGCCCCAUCACAGACUAUGUCAUCCAGUUUGAAGAGGACCAGUUCCAACCAGGGGUCUGGCAUGACCAUUCCAAAUUCCCAGGCAGUGUUAACUCAGCUGUCCUCCAGCUGUCCCCAUAUGUCAACUAUCAGUUCCGGGUCAUUGCUGUCAAUGAGGUUGGGAGCAGCCACCCCAGUCUCCCCUCCGAGCGCUACCGAACCAGUGGAACAUCCCCUGAGUCCAAUCCCACGGACGUGAAGGGAGAGGGGACCAGGAAGAACAACAUGGAGAUCACGUGGACGCCCAUGAAUGCCACCUCCGCCUUUGGCCCCAACCUCCGCUACAUCGUCAAGUGGCGGCGGAGAGAGACUCGCGACAGCUGGAACAACGUCACAGUGUGGGGCUCGCGCUAUGUGGUGGGGCAGACUCCUGUCUAUGUGCCCUAUGAGAUCCGAGUACAGGCUGAAAAUGACUUUGGGAAGGGUCCAGAGCCAGACACUGUCAUUGGUUAUUCCGGAGAAGAUUAUCCCAGGGCCGCACCCACUGAUGUUAAAAUCCGCGUCCUGAACAGCACAGCUAUCAGCCUUCAGUGGAACCGCGUCUACUCCGACACGGUGCAGGGCCAGCUCAGAGAGUACCGAGCCUACUACUGGAGGGAGAGCAGCUUGCUGAAGAACCUGUGGGUGUCUCAGAAGAGGCAGCAGGCCAGCUUUACUGGUGACCGCCUCCGGGGUGUGGUGGCUCGCCUCUUCCCAUACAGUAACUACAAACUGGAGAUGGUUGUGGUCAAUGGGAGAGGCGAUGGGCCUCGCAGUGAAACCAAGGAAUUCACCACCCCAGAAGGAGUACCCAGUGCCCCCAGGCGUUUCAGAGUCCGGCAACCCAACCUGGAGACAAUCAACCUGGAAUGGGAUCACCCCGAACACCCUAAUGGCAUCCUGAUCGGAUAUACUCUCAAAUAUAUGGCCUUUAAUGGAACCAAAGUAGGGAAGCAGAUAGCAGAAAACUUCUCUCCCAAUCAGACCAAGUUCACCGUGCAGCGAGCAGACCCUGUGUCCCGUUACCGCUUUACCCUCAGUGCCAGGACGCAAGUGGGCAACGGGGAAUCAGUCACCGAAGAGUCCCCAGCGUCACCUAAUGAAGCUACUCCAACCGCAGCUGCUCCCACACUGCCCCUGACUACCGGGGGAGCGGCAGGCACAGUGAGCAGUGCCGAUGCUACUGCCAUUGUUGCCACCACCGAAGCUACUCCAGUCCUCAUCAUCCCAACCGUCGCACCUACCACCAUCGCCACCACCACCGUCGCCACAACUACUCCAACCACUGCCGCCACCACCACCACCACCACGGAGAGCCCUCCCACCACCACCACCGGGACUAAGAUACAGGAAGCCGCCCCUGAUGAGCAGUCCAUAUGGAACGUCACGGUGCUCCCCAACAGUAAAUGGGCCAACAUCACCUGGAAGCACAAUUUCGGGCCCGGAACUGACUUUGUGGUUGAGUACAUCGACAGCAACCAUACGAAAAAAACUCUCCCUGUUAAGGCCCAGGCUCAGCCUAUACAAUUGACAGACCUCUAUCCCGGGAUGACAUACACUUUGCGGGUUUAUUCCCGGGACAACGAGGGCAUCAGCAGUACCUUCAUCACCUUUAUGACCAGUACAGCUUACACCAACAACCAGGCGGACAUCGCCACCCAGGGCUGGUUCAUUGGGCUCAUGUGCGCCAUCGCCCUCUUGGUGCUGAUUUUGCUCAUCGUCUGCUUCAUCAAGAGGAGUAGAGGCGGAAAGUACCCAGUUCGAGAAAAGAAAGAUGUUCCCCUUGGCCCUGAAGACCCCAAAGAAGAUGAUGGCUCAUUUGACUACAGCGAUGAGGACAACAAACCCCUGCAGGGCAGCCAGACAUCCCUGGACGGCACCAUCAAGCAGCAAGAGAGUGACGACAGCCUUGUGGACUAUGGCGAAGGCGGCGAGGGACAGUUCAAUGAGGACGGUUCCUUCAUCGGCCAGUACACUGUCAAAAAAGACAAGGAGGAAACUGAAGGCAACGAAAGCUCUGAGGCCACGUCCCCUGUCAAUGCCAUCUAUUCUCUGGCCUAA
This is a messenger RNA of Chrysochloris asiatica (Cape golden mole), 4044 nucleotides long. It is a transcript of the gene NFASC, whose product is annotated as neurofascin. Gene Ontology annotation, molecular function: cell-cell adhesion mediator activity. Lineage: Eukaryota; Metazoa; Chordata; Mammalia; Afrosoricida; Chrysochloridae. The coding region runs from base 1 to 4044 and encodes 1347 amino acids. Gene Ontology annotation, biological process: cell-cell adhesion; brain development. The transcript is spliced from 30 exons. The record is from RefSeq and is a predicted model, not a curated record.